UCCAAGAAGAGACCACCUCCCCCACCCCCAGGACACAAAAGAACCCUCUCUGACCCACCAAGCCCACUACCUCAUGGACCCCAGAAUAAGGGCCCAAUUCCUUGGGGUAAUGAUUUGGGCCCACCUUCAACUAAAGCUGCAAACAAGUUUGAGGGGAUGUCUCAGCAGUCAAGCACUGGGACUGCAAAGACUGCACUUGGCCCUAGAGUUCUUCCCAAACUACCUCAAAAAGUGGCACUAAGAAAAAUAGAAACCAGUCAUCACCUUUCAAUAGAUAAAUCCCAUCAGCACACGGAAAUCUUUCAGAAGCCCUCACUGUCCAUUGAUAUACCACAGAAACCACAACCUGGAGACUUGCCCCCAAAGCCUCUGCCUCUGGAAUUAACUCAGAAACCUCAAGUGGGAGAUUUACCCCCAAAGCCUGGAGAACUACCCCCAAAGCCUCAGCUAGGAGACUUGCCACCAAAACCACAACUUGGAGACUUACCUCCAAAGCCGCAAAUGAAGGACCUUCCUCCAAAACCUCAGCUAGGGGAGCUGUUGGCUAAAACUCAAGGUGGAGAAGCAUCACCGAAGCCUCAGCCCUCAGAGGCAAAUCAAAAAUCUCACUCCUUGGAUCUUUCUCCAAAUGUUCAAUGUAGAGACGCCGUCCAAAGGCAAGCAUCUGAAGAGUCUAAUGACAUAACUCAUACCCUGCCAGAAACCCCGGUGCCACUUCCCAGGAAAAUAAAUAUGGGGAAAAACAAAGUUAGGCGAGUGAAGACCAUUUAUGACUGUCAGGCAGAUAAUGAUGAUGAGCUCACAUUUGUUGAAGGAGAAGUAAUUAUUGUAACUGGUGAAGAGGACCAAGAGUGGUGGAUUGGCCACAUCGAAGGACAGCCAGAGAGGAAAGGGGUCUUUCCAGUGUCCUUUGUGCACAUUCUGUCGGACUAGUAAAAACAAACAAAAAAAAUCCUAAACUUGAGCAUUGCACAUUCUUCAUGCAAGACGGGCUUUUUAGCAAAAGCGAACGCUGCUGCCUCCCUGUAAUCCUGUGCACAAUUGUAUAUAUAGCUGCUGUUACAAAUUAAGAAUUCAUUUAAGUUUUCACCUCAUGAGGUUGAAUUCUAUGUAUUGUAAAUAUACCGUGUUAUUCUGCCUUUGCCAGUAUUAUGGUAGCCUUGGAACCUGGCACGCCUUAUUGGGUUCGUUGAAGCCAUCCUCGGCAUCUAGCACUUACACCUCUGUCUAUGCUGUUCAACAUACGUACGAACUGCCAGCUUUCCAAACAUAGGUGGUCUCCGUCAACCAUGUAACUGUACAGAAAUGACUGUUCCUCAUAACUCGGUAUUCUCAAUAUACAAUUAGCAGAAAGUUAGAAUGAGUGAAUGGUUUUGGACAAUUUAAAAAUCAGUCUGCAGUUUUUAAGUGUAUGCAGUUUACAGCUAUGAAACCCACUUCGGUAUUUAUUUAAUAUAGUGCUCAGUUAAGUGUAAUUAUGAAGACAAAUAUUCACUGACUUUACAGAUAACAGUAAUGUUUUAUGGUGUGCAUACAGCAUUUCAUGUUUAUAUUAUGUGGACCUAUGCCAAACUGUGAUUGCAGUUCCCCUGUGACAUUACCUCACUAUAAAAAGUUACAAAUUUAUUUCAUUCGAAAACUUAUUUUAAUGAGAAUUAGUCAUAUUGUUCUUUAGUAGGUAUAUGUGAAAUUUGCUGGUUUCUUUCACUGAAUUCUUAGUAACCAAGGACUUCUAGAAAAUGUUAACUGUUGACAUUAUGCAUGCAUUUAGAUGCUUACUUGAAACCUGCCUUUGUACAAAAGUAGUACUGUAGUCAUAUAGCUACAUUUGAAGAAAAGAACAUUUUAACUUAAUUGCUAUUCAGAUUAAUGUGAGCUUGCAACAGUAUUUGUUUAUAGCUAAAUUGGCUCUUUGAAAAAUGAUUUUGUGGGGUUUUUUUUCCUCUGCCUUCAACCUUGCUAAAAGUUAGUUACCUAAAAUAAAAUUUCUUAAGUGGUGAUAUAAGGAUAAAUUUAAAUUAUUUGUAAUUGCUCUGAAAAGUGGAAGUUAAGAUGACCUCUCAUGUGUUUGGUCAGGCUGUUAAUGACAGAGCUCAGAUCACAACUAUCAGGCUGGUUUUAGUAGAGUUCACUGAGCUGUAACGGUAAUAGUCUUUAAUUCAAAGCACCAAGUAACAGACAUACUGUCAUAAAGCUAAUUUCUAGGAAAAUCUUUGGAAGGCUGCAUUGGACCUGAGGUUUCUUGAAAGUUGAUGCAAAGUUGCAUUGCCAGAAAACACUUAAAUGUAUUACUGAAAACUUUCAUUUCCUAUGUCACUUUCAGCAUCAUUUUUUUAACUUUGAACCAUAAUGCAGUUGUGUUUUUUCCAUAGUUUGUCCGUAGCAGGUUCCAUGACUUUCAUACGUAGUUUUGUAUUACUUGCUUUAAACGUUAUUUUGGCUUCAGUACCCAGUACUGCGAUUUCAAAGCAAAUUGUCUUGGCUGCAUGGAAAGAUUUUCGUUUCAUAAAAACACAUCUCAGGCUUUCUGAGGGCUUUCAUUUUUAAUUCAGUUUUACAAGACUGUAGUCAGUGAAUAUUUAAUUCUGUUUGUGGUUAAUAUAGAAACAAAUAUUGGUCUAAAUCCCACAUGGAAAAAAUACAAAACAUUUAUCAACUGUUAAUGGUUUUAUCAUUUAUAACAAAAGUUUAUUGAAAAAAAAAAAACGCAAUGAGUGAGCGAGCCUGCUGGCAUCUAAUCCUUCAGUAUUACCAGCUCCAGUAUUUCAGAAUUUAUUCUGUUUUUUUAGGGAAAGGAAGUCAGGAUUAGCAUUUAUUUAGCAUUCCAUUUUAUCCAUUACUACAAUGUUUUAAGUUGCAUUAAAGAACAAAACCUAUUCACUUUUGUGGUCAAUUGUAUUUUUAAGUGAUCUUGAAAUAAACUGAUAAAAGCAAAUCAUAUAAAGAAAACCUAGGCAUGUAAAAUUAUGUAGAGUCAAAUGUCUAUUCUUUUCUACGCUCUUUAAAAUAGUAUACAUAUGCAUUUUAUAAAAUUAAAUGAGUUCCUUCGGGAACAAUAGUUCUGUUUAUUCUGGCUUAUUGUGGGUCAUAAGAAAUCUGAAAAUGUAUGAUAUUGAUUGAGUUUAAGUACAGUAUUAUAUUUGAACUCAAUGAGCCACUGUCUGCAAUUUUGUACAUGACAUAAUAUUUGGAAAGUCUAAAUCUUUAUGGAAAAUUAGCUGAUAAGGGGUUGGGGGGAGGGGCAGGGGAAGGUGCCCCCAGAGGGGGAAGUAUGCUCUGCAGAUGAUAUCUUAUUUACUGUUGAACAACAAUUGCUAUUUAUUUUUUUAUUACAUAGUACAUCAACGUGUACAGAAAUCAGAUCUGGUCAUGCCACUAGUUGAAAUCUUGACUUCUCAUUGAAUGUUAAGGUAAAACAUCAGUACACAUGUCUAUUCACGUAUUUAAUGUGACAGUUUUUGAGUACUGUAUGCGUUAAUUUCUACUUUUUUAAUAUUUAAAAUUGCUUUUAAAUAAAUGUAUUCAGUUGAUCCCAG
Molecule: messenger RNA, 3536 nt
Organism: Balearica regulorum gibbericeps (East African grey crowned-crane)
Lineage: Eukaryota; Metazoa; Chordata; Aves; Gruiformes; Gruidae
Source: RefSeq, a predicted model, not a curated record